Messenger RNA from Prosopis cineraria, 1450 nucleotides. RefSeq lists its product as uncharacterized. NCBI's taxonomy places the organism in Eukaryota, Viridiplantae, Streptophyta, Magnoliopsida, Fabales, Fabaceae. Gene Ontology annotation, molecular function: RNA binding. Gene Ontology annotation, cellular component: ribonucleoprotein complex. The record is from RefSeq and is a predicted model, not a curated record. The transcript is spliced from 3 exons. Bases 338 to 1114 code for a protein of 258 amino acids.
UUUUUGCCUCUGCGAAGUGCGAACUCGAAGGAACUCAAGACAAAAAAGCAGAAACCCUCGGGUUCCCGUCGGCUCCUCCCUCUUUUAUCCUCUCUGCCGACUUUCUCGGCGCCUGCAUCUCGAUCUUCUCCACCUUCUCGCGAUCCAUCGUCGCCCUUUGCAAUCGAAGAAGGAUUGAUAAACAAAACGAAGAAACGCGACACAAUCAUCAGCGCCUGGUGGAAACUUCGAAAUUGGAACUUGUAACUUUCUGAUUCCAUCAUCUUCGCAGAGACUAGCUGUACGAUGCAAAUCAGUGAAUAAAAGAUUGAGAGGGUCAUUGACAUAAUCUUUUAGAAUGUAUUACAGAGGUAAAUUUGCUGAUGGUGGUGAUGGGCGUGAAAUGGCUGCAAAACGUCAACGAAUUGUUGAUCCAGGAUCAUCAUUCUAUGGGACUUCUCCUGGUUCCAGUUUUAUGUACAAUCCACCCCCAUAUGGCUAUGUCAAUCAACCUCCUUUUCCUGUUGUUCAUCUGCGUGGCCUCCCCUUUGACUGCACUGAAACCGAUGUCGUCGAGUUCUUCCAUGGUCUUGAUGUAGUUGAUGUCCUCUUUGUUCAUAAAGGUGGCAAGUUCACUGGGGAGGGUUUCUGUGUUCUCGGGUACCCCCUUCAAGUUGACUUUGCUCUUCAGAGAAACCGGCAGAACAUGGGUAGAAGAUAUGUGGAGGUUUUCAGAAGCAAGAGGCAGGAAUACUACAAGGCAAUUGCAAAUGAGGUUUCCGAUGCCCGUGGCGGUGGGUCACCCCGUCGAAGUGCUUCAAAGGCUAAAUCCUAUGAUGAAGGAAAAGAUUCAGCCGAGCAUACUGGGGUUUUGCGAUUGAGAGGAUUGCCAUUUUCUGCCACUAAGGAUGACAUAAUGGAGUUCUUCAAGGAUUUUGUGCUGUCAGAGGAUUCUAUUCAUAUUGUGAUGAAUUCAGAAGGGAGACCUUCUGGGGAAGCUUAUGUGGAAUUUGCAAGUGCAGAUGAUUCAAAAUCAGCAAUGGCGAAGGACAGGAUGACACUUGGAAGUCGCUACAUUGAGUUGUUUCCUUCAUCACAGAGGGAGAUGGAUGAAGCAAUUUCAAGAGGGCGGUGACUCCUAGCAUGCCUUUACACUUGCAUGCUAUUCAUUAGUUGUUAUCUUAUGUUUGCUAAUUAAAUCUUAUAAUUAGUCGAGAAUUUUGCUGUAGUUUUUAAUUUUUAGCAGUAUGGAUUUGCUAUGUUGCAUUAGAGGAAUAUGGUUUUUAUAGCCAGCAUUAAGAAAAUAAACGGUUGCCUAUUUUGAACUUAGAUAUGUUUAUAGACGUCCAUUUUCAAAUUAUCUUUGCGCAAAUUAAUUAUUCUGUUUGUAAGAGAUAGGUUAAUUAUGUACGAGGAAUAAAUUGCAUCUAAUCAUAUUCUUACGAGGGUAACGUCCUGAUCUUUCUCAUUC